GCUUAUUAAAAUAAGGAAAAAGAAGGUUCCUUACAACGCAUCUCACUUUUUUCUACCCAACCUAACAUAUAAAGUAGACUUAAGAGCGGUUACAAAUAGCAAAGAUAUUGCCAAGGUGUGUAUGCGGCUGAGUCAACCCGGCGCAGCACAAGCUACGUUUAGCCAUGGAUACCAAUCAGAUAGCCUACACGGCAAAUGAGAGAGCCCCAGCAGUGCCCCAAUGGCUAAACAAAGGAGACAAUGCAUGGCAAAUGACAGCUUCCACUCUGGUGGGGAUUCAGAGCAUGCCUGGACUUGUAAUCCUCUAUGCUAGCAUCGUCAAGAAGAAAUGGGCCGUCAACUCCGCCUUCAUGGCUCUUUACGCCUUCGCUGCUGUCCUCAUUUGCUGGGUCCUUGUAUGCUACCGCAUGGCCUUCGGUGAUGAACUUCUCCCUUUCUGGGGCAAGGGUGCACCCGCUCUAGGCCAAAAGUACCUCGUUAUCCGAGCCAGGGUCCCUGAGAGUAGGCACAGGGUCACCACCGACCGCUAUGAGACCACGGAGCCCUUUUUUCCCAUGGCUUCGCUUGUAUAUUUCCAAUUCACUUUCGCUGCUAUUACCCUUAUCUUGCUAGCUGGUUCAGUCCUCGGCCGCAUGAAUAUUAAGGCCUGGAUGGCUUUUGUGCCUCUAUGGCUUAUAUUUUCAUACACUGUUGGAGCUUUUAGUCUCUGGGGUGGAGGCUUUCUUUAUCACUGGGGUGUCAUCGAUUACUCCGGUGGAUAUGUUAUUCACCUCUCUUCUGGGAUCGCCGGUCUCACAGCCGCAUACUGGGUUGGACCAAGGCUAAAGAGCGACAGAGAGAGGUUUCCCCCAAACAAUGUUUUACUGAUGCUUGCAGGUGCAGGGUUGCUGUGGAUGGGAUGGUCAGGGUUCAAUGGAGGAGCCCCAUAUGCUGCAAAUAUUGACUCUUCGAUAGCGGUACUCAACACAAACGUUUGUGCAGCAACCAGUCUCCUUGUGUGGACAUCUCUCGAUGUUGUGUUCUUUGGGAAGCCUUCCGUUAUCGGAGCUGUUCAGGGAAUGAUGACGGGACUUGUUUGCAUCACUCCAGGAGCAGGCUUGGUGCAACCUUGGGCUGCAAUAGUAAUGGGAAUGCUUUCGGGCAGUAUACCAUGGGUGUCUAUGAUGAUCCUUCACAAAAAAUGCAGUUGGCUACAACAGGUAGAUGAUACUCUUGGUGUGUUUCACACACACGCGGUGGCAGGCCUGUUGGGCGGCCUCCUUACCGGGCUGUUGGCAGAGCCAGAUCUCUGCAGACUCAUACUCCCAAGAGAAACAAGGGGUGCAGUUUAUGGUGGGAAUGGAGGGGUUCAAUUCGUGAAGCAGAUAGUAGCAGCCUUGUUUGUUAUUGCUUGGAAUGUAGCGUCCACAACAAUAAUACUUUUAGUAAUAAGGUUGUUUAUACCAUUAAGAAUGCCUGAUAACCAACUCGAAAUCGGAGAUGACGCCGUUCAUGGAGAAGAAGCAUAUGCCCUUUGGGGUGAUGGAGAAAAAUAUGACCCAACAAAGCACGGUUGGCAUACGUCUUCGUACUCAGAGGUGACAGCACCCUCACGUUUCGUUGAUGGUGCGAGAGGUGUGACCAUUAGUUUGUAGCUGCAUGCAUGUGAACGUAAACAAAUUUGCUGUAAAUACGAUUUUUCCUGGUGUGAGAUUGCGUCCCCUAGCUUCAGCCUGGUUUCUUGAAUUUUAAGAGCGUGGACCAUUGUCUCUGUGGUCUGUCUGAGUUUUGCGCCAACAAUGCUGAUGUUUUUAUAGUUUAUAAAAUGAAUAUUUAUGUUUCUAUUAUUAA
Molecule: messenger RNA, 1830 nt
Organism: Gossypium raimondii (Peruvian cotton)
Lineage: Eukaryota; Viridiplantae; Streptophyta; Magnoliopsida; Malvales; Malvaceae
Product: ammonium transporter 2
Exons: 4
Coding region: 165-1634 (489 amino acids)
Biological process (GO): ammonium transmembrane transport
Cellular component (GO): plasma membrane
Molecular function (GO): ammonium channel activity
Source: RefSeq, a predicted model, not a curated record